Messenger RNA from Hyla sarda, 3429 nucleotides. RefSeq lists its product as uncharacterized. Gene Ontology annotation, molecular function: double-stranded DNA binding; RNA binding; zinc ion binding. The coding region runs from base 132 to 2381 and encodes 749 amino acids. NCBI's taxonomy places the organism in Eukaryota, Metazoa, Chordata, Amphibia, Anura, Hylidae. The transcript has 2 exons. The record is from RefSeq and is a predicted model, not a curated record. Gene Ontology annotation, biological process: activation of innate immune response.
AGGAGCUGGGGCACAGUGGAUCAUAUGCAGCAGGUGUGCAGCUCCACUCUCCAGCACAGAGACACAGGAGGACAUCUCUGGAGAGACAAACACUGCAAGAGAACCUGCAGAAACAAGAUGUGGUCUCCAGCAUGACCCGCUCAGGCCGCACAAGAUCCCAGGCCAGAGACCUUGAUACAGCUGCUCAUGGGUCUGAUACAUUCAAGGAGCCUCAGAGACUGCCCAAACCCCAACAACAGGGCAAAGAGACCGCCCGGGCACCAGAGCUACAGCUGGCGGAGGAGAUCCCUGCUCUGGUGAGGAGGAUGGAGGAGCUCAAGCACCUGAAGGGUAUGCUGCACAUGCAGAUUGACUCAGUGUAUAUGCUAAAGGCUGCAAAUCCCCAGUAUAAGACUCUACAUGAUAAGAGACUGUACACACUCAGCAUUGAGCUCGCAGAUAUUGUAAAGGAAAUGGACUGUAUACUGGUAAAGAUGGGGCCACUGGCAGAGACUUAUAAGAACCAGGAACGAUUCUCCAACUACAGGCUAAACUUUGAAGCAGACUCCAAACCUGAUAUAGAACCGGACAUCACCCCGGAGGAGCCCCAGCAAGGGACAAGACCCCUCAUACAGCCGGCACGGUUCUCUUUCCAGGAUGGGGACAUAUGCAAAUAUGGCGAGGAACAACAGCCACAGGAACCUGCAGCUGGGCCUGAGCAGGAGCAGAGACCAACAGAGGCACCACAAGUCCCAGAAGUCCCAGUACAUCAGCAGGACAUUGGACUUUUACCAGUGUAUGAAGGUGAUGGGGUGAUGGAGCAGAGCACUAAUGUUGGGGCACGGACUGGGGGUGUGGAUUGUGAUAAUGUUGGGGCACGGACUGGGGGUGCGGACUGUGAUGUUCCUGAGGGGUCGGUGGCUGGAGGGGGUGCACAAUCUGUGUGGGGUGUUGUGUCUGAUUAUGAUAUAGAGGUGGAUGGGACAGGUGUUAUUGUACAAAAUACUGUGCAGGAUUUCCCCCCUUUACCCACAAGCACAGCAAAUGUGGCAGGGCCCCCUAGAGUAGACCCCAACCCUGUAAGACAGGACACAGGUACCCGCCAGGUUCCUCCUAGAAAUGCCUGGAGCCGUGGUGCUCCAUCCUUCACCUCCAGCGCCAAUUACACUGGCCAGGCAUUUAAAAGGAGGAAUGUGGUGAGAUUCCGGCACAGAGGUGCCAAGGAGGACCUUCCAGAUAGGAGGUUUGUGGUGAGGGAGCUCCUGUGCCACCAGAUGGGGUUUGUGCCAGCGGACAUCUUGGCAGUAAUAAACCUUCCAGAUAGACAGGGCUAUGAUGUCAGCUUUAAGCUCAUGUCUAAUCUGGAUAGGUUCUGGUCCAACUUCCCCAGGUUCAGAGACAAGGCUGGAUGGAGUAAAUUUAGUUUUAUUCCCAUAUCCAAGCCAGAUACCGUCAUCAUCAACAUCAUCUUCUGGAAUGAAUCUGUUCCUCCCCAGGACAUUGUGGUGUGGCUCCGCAGACAUUGUGACCUUGUGUCUGAUCUCACCAAGAACAGAGAUGAUGACGGUAUCUGGACUGGAGGGUGGAAGGUCUUGGUGAAGCUGCGCCAACACGGGAACAUCACCCAACAUCUGCCAAAUUCCUUCUUUAUUGGGAGGGAAAAGGGCGUUUGUUUCUACCCUGGUCAGCCUAGAAAGUGCUUCAAAUGUGGUAAACCUGGCCAUCUGGCAAAUACAUGUACAGUGGUAAAAUGUAAUCUAUGUGGGGAAACUGGUCACCUAAGUGCUGACUGCCAGAACAUCAGGUGCAAUCUCUGUGGUGAGAUCGGUCACCCUCACCGGGACUGUCCCAAUGCCUGGCACAACAUCUGCCGGGAGCUUCCUGAUGAGGACCUUGUGGCGGGGGCAGAGGCUGUAGAGGAGGAGACUUUGAUAUCUGGGUCUAUAUUAACAAGACAGGAGGUCCAGCCAGACUUGGGUAACACCGCACCAACACCUCAGCAGUUAGAAAACACACAAGGUGGCAUGGAGGUUGUCCCACAGGACCAGCAGCAACCGGGGGUAUCCUCUUCUGUAUCCCCAUCUGCAUCUGAGGAAAGUAAGACCCAGAAAAUUAAAAGAAGGAAAAAAGACACCUCAUCCCGCAGGCCAGAGAGAGAGUAUACCACCAGUCAGAAAAAGGUCAACAAUGGGGCAGGAGUAAUGGUCGUGUCCAACAGAUACGAGGUUCUGUCAGAGUCUGACGGUGAUUUAGACACAGAGUUAAAAAGAAUAGAGGACGAAUGUGAUGAUGACACAAGGGACCAACCCCCAAUAAAAAGAAAACCCCAGACUGUAAAAGCUAAUGCAGAGUCAGACAUGGAGACAGGUGGUGGACAGCGGGACUCAGACUCUGACUUGUGAUGAUGGGGAUCAGGUCUCUGCUCUUCUUGUACUAUCUUAUCAUGGCUGGGUUUACUUUAAAACUUGCUUCAAGUAAUGUGAACAGUAUUAAAGUGAAGAGGACACGGCACAUAGUUUAUGACCAUCUUAGAUAUCUGGACAGAGAUGUCAUCUUCUUACAGGAGACGCGCCUGACUACACUGGGGCACCUACGUGAGGCUGAGAGGGAAUGGACGUCUGGUCCCUCUUUCUGGUCACUGGCUGUGGAGCCUUAUGCCGGGGUGGCCAUAUUGUUUACCACCAGGGAUGUGACAAUACAUAGGAUGACAGAGGUCAUCAUGGGAAGGUGUCUGAUCCUUGAGGUCACUAUACGUGGUAGAAGGCUCCGGCUCAUAAAUAUCUAUGGCCCGCAGACAGUGACAGAAAGGGUCCAGUUGUUUAAUGAUGUCAAGCCAUAUCUGUUUACAGCUGUCCCUGUUAUAAUGGCCGGGGAUUUCAAUGUCACUAGGACUUCAGGUGACAGGUCCUCAGGUAGAGCGGUGGCCAGGGACUCAAAAGUCCUUAAUAACAUGAUCUUGCAGUCCGGGUUAAGUGAUGUCUUUACACGGGGCGGUAGAAAGCCAAAAUUUACAUACACAUGUUCUGACAGGAGCAGUAGGAUUGACAUGGCGUUUGUGAGUCCUGCAGAAAUGGUUAGUGAGAUGUGUGAGAAAGUUGUCCCAUAUUCAGAUCAUAUGGCCUUGGUUUUCUGUUUAGGAGCCACUAAGCGCCCAGAUAUUGGUAGGGGGCUAUGGAAGCUCAACUCUAGUAUGUUGGAGGAUGACUAUAUUCAGACAUGUGUUCAUUCCUUCAUGCAGAGUCAGCUAGAGCGGGUGGACUUCUAUGAUGAUAUGGCCGCCUGGUGGGAGGAUGUCAAGGAUGAGAUCAGAACCCUCUUAAAGAGACUGUCCUUUAAAAAGGGGAGGACAGAAUUGACGGUGGCGGAGGUCAAAGAGGCCAUUGAUAAGUUACAUCUGAAGAAGGCACCAGGUCCGGAUGGGAUAACAGCAGAAUUCUAUAAGACAUUCAG